AUGGCCGCCCCAACCGAGGCGCAAAUCGCCCAUCAACAGCUUAUAGAGAAGCUCGACAUUCACUCCACCCAUAAGAACUUCCGCAGUCCGGCUUGGAAGCCCAAUCAGCGUCGAAACAAGAACCUCAAGGCCAUAGUCGGUGAUGCUUCCCGAAGAGAAGCUUCAGCUCUAGGCACGCCCAUGGACGCGAGCGGUAUCGCUACACCAGCCGAUGAUGGACUCUCAACAAGCGGUACCAGCACGCCAGCCACCGAGAGCGGCAAGGAACCCCCAAAUCUGGCACAAGCAUCGCGAAACCUGUCCAAGCUUGUCCUCGAGAAGAGCCUUAAACCGGCAGGUGGUGUGUCGGCUCCAACUGCCACUUACACAAACAUUGAAUCGGCACCAUCACUCGCGCAUAACAAACACUAUUGUGACGUGACAGGACUACCGGCUCCCUACCUCGACCCCAAGACGCGACUUCGCUAUCACAAUAAGGAAGUGUUUGGUCUCAUUAGGACGCUACCUCAGGGUGUCGCAGAGCAGUUCCUCGAGGCUCGUGGUGCCCAUACAGUCCUUAAGUGA
Fusarium redolens is the source of this 564-nucleotide messenger RNA. RefSeq names its product YL1 nuclear protein C-terminal domain-containing protein. Gene Ontology annotation, biological process: chromatin remodeling. Bases 1 to 564 code for a protein of 187 amino acids. Lineage: Eukaryota; Fungi; Ascomycota; Sordariomycetes; Hypocreales; Nectriaceae. The record is from RefSeq and is a predicted model, not a curated record. The transcript has a single exon. Gene Ontology annotation, cellular component: Ino80 complex.